UACACACACUCACACACACACACGCUCAAAAUCAAGGAGGGAAUGUGAGAUUUGACGGAGGGAGGAGGAAAUAUAAAAUCCUCCACAAUAGAAUUGCAGGAGUUAUUUUUGCCAUGAUUGCAGUAAGUUUGACAAGCAACGUGUGUGUGUUGAUUUGUGUUUGAGGAUCAUCAGCAUGGCGCGGAGGUGGUGGGCUCUUCUCGCCGUCGUUUACCUGUCCAGCCUGCAAGCGGCCGCUCGGCACCAGAGGAAGGCUCUGUAUCCGUCUGCGUACUUGAUAAAGCGCGGGGCGUACUCCCUGAUCAAUCCCACCUUCCUGCACUCAGAGGAGGACGCUACGCUGCUGUUUGAGAUUCUUCUUGCCGGAAUGCAGAUCCAAGGUCAAGAGCGCCCUCUGCUGAUCCCAGAUGAGGAGCUGGCCUCCCUGAAAAGCGUGAAAACCCUAGAAGUUAUCUGCGAGGAUGUGCUGCCGAAGAAGCUUUCCGAUAUCCGCCGCCUUAUGGCGGACCUGGCCCAGCGGCGGCGACCGCUCGGCUGGCAGGACUUUGAGAGAACGGUGCUGACUUUAGUCUACAGCUCACAGGUACUCAGUCAGAUCAGCAACCAGCACCAGAAGGAGCUGUGGAUGGAGACGUUGGUACAACUGGUCCGUGCUGUUCAACGAGACCUCACACCGACCUGAGAAAAACUGAGCUUCCCUCUCUAUACUUUAUGGUUCUGUUAGUUUAAUACAACAGCUUAUUGGGGACACUAUAGAUAGAAAAAGAAGAAAUACAUUUCUGUCAAAAACUCAGAAAUGUUCAAGAAGAAACAAGGACAUUUGUAAAAUACUAAAGACGAAAACUUUAACUUUAAUGGCUGCAGUAGUUUGACCCUUUCCCUGCCUGUUGGAUGUCUUCAAAUAACUUUCAAUGUUUUUCUCUGUCUAAAAACAAUUUCUCAGCUCAUUUAAAUGACUUCCAAAAGCUAUUUUACAUAAAAAGCGAAUAGAUUCUCAGCGCAUCAAUAUCCUUGAUUGCUCAUUUAAGGAAACGAAGAAACGUCUGAAGGUUUGCUUCAAAGGGCCCAAUUUUUCCCCUCUUAAUGCCGGAAAAGAGAUUUCUUCUAAUAAGGUUUUUGUGGAUUACUUAUUUCAGAGUUGAUGGAGGGUAGUUAUGGAUCUUUUGAGUGGUUUUCUCUCCUUCAUGGAAUUAGUUUUGCUUUUGCUUUCACUUUUAUUUGUUUUAUGCUUAUACAACAAUUUUCAGGUUUCGUUUUUUCAAGGAUAGACCUAGUGAAAAAUAAAUGGAAAGGACAAAAGAAAAAGAUAUUCAAGCUCUUUCUGGUUAUAACUUGAAGCCGAGUACAAUUUAAUUGUAUAGGGAGAAUAACAUUGGUGCUUAUUGUGCAGCAUUUAGUGUAAAAAUAACAAUAGAAGAUUUACAAAAGGUUAACCCCUUUAUAAACUAGAGAUUUUGUGCACAAAUAAAACAAGAAUGAUUGAAGGAGUCUAGAUGGAGCUUUCCUUUAUAUGAAAAUUGCAUCAGGUAGCACGGUGGGGGUGGAGUCAUGCUGUGGGUUUAACUGCCAGUAACACUGGAACAUUGCAUAAAUUGGCUGUAAAACAAUGAAGGUUGAAUUCAUUAACUUUGUCUCACAUCAACAGCUUGGUGGCUGAAAUGUGGACAAAAUUCUGCAUUCUCAGCAGCUUAUUUCUGAAUGGAGUGACAUUAAAUUCAGGAUUUACCUUAUAGGAAUAUAAAGUUAUGUGUAAAAACUGGAAGUGUACCAGGAAGUCCUCAAUGUUUAAUCUUUACACUUUCCACCAAUACGAUUGGUCAGAAAUUCAACCAGAAUUUCUCCGGAAGUUGUUUCUGAUGGAAAAAAAAAACAAGUCAAGUUGCAUCUCAUCAAAUAUUAGUGGAAAUGUAUUAAUAUUUUCCAGUCUGUAUGUAUAAUUUUGACCCUAUGUGAAGUAUCAAAAAUCUAUAGAAAAUGUAAAUUGCUGCUCAAACGUUUGUAUUUUCUUUUUUGAUCCUCAUUGUUGCCAUAACAUCCUGAAACGGUUAAAAAACUACAAUUUAAUGGGAAUCACAAGCCUGUUGUAAGUUUAGAUGAACUUUUUAUCUAUGAUAUUUUUUCCUAGGUUUGUAUAUCAGUCACUAGUUUUCUGCUGAAGAGAUUGAACUAGAGGAGAAGUCCGUUUUGGUUCUGAUGCAGAUUUUAAAAAACAAAAUUAGUUGGGGUUUUUUUUUUGUUUGUUUGUUUUUCAUAUUUACAUGAAUUAUUGAGUGAAGAACGUAACUCCGAGUCAUUUAUCCACUUAAGUGGAUAAGAAGCUGAAAUAUAUCCAGAACUUAACCAGGAUGUAACUGCGCUGAUGUUCGUGUUAAGUGAGCGCCACCAAGUGGCUGCAUGCAGAAGUGCUAUUUUUCCAACAGCACUGUGGUCAUUUCUGAUUUAUACCAACUAGAGAAAUGAAUCCAAAAUUAUAAAUAUCAAUAUUAGCAUUUACUCUUUACCAAAAAUAUGUGUUGCAAAAUGCAGCUACAAUUUAAAAUUUGAUGUAAAAAUUUUAACAUGUUUCUCAACAUAAUCACUUAAUGAAAUUUAUGAAUUUUCAGACAAGAACAAUCUAUUUUCUAAUGCUCUGUCUUUUUAUUAUGAUAGAGAAUAAAACAGAAAUUUCAAGUGAUUUGUCUUUGCUAAUUCAAGGUUUAUUUUGUUAAAUUAGUAUUUCUUCUCACUAUUAAACAUAUUUUUACAUGAAUGCUGAACUAUAUGCAGCUUCUUGCAGAAAACAAAUAGCAGAUUUAUGGAAAUUUACCUAAUUUCUGAUUUAUAUUGUAUGAUGUUACAGAAACACGUUGAAACGUUAAGAAAAUAAAACGAUGCUUUUGCUUUUCACUACAUUUUGCGUAUGAAAACUCAAGCUACACGUGCAACAGUAAAUGAAAUGCAUCCUGCAAACGGAUCAAAAUAAAUUCAGCUCAAAAUAUUCACUAGAUGGCAGCAUUUCCCAUCGUGCAAUCAGUCAGAAGCACUAUUGCGUGCUGCUGCAUUUUGUUGCUGAUUGAUCCGGAUGGAAUAUGUCCAAAGCAACUAGAAUAGGUUUUUCCUUUAUUUUUGAUGGUUCGU
Molecule: messenger RNA, 3117 nt
Organism: Xiphophorus maculatus (southern platyfish)
Lineage: Eukaryota; Metazoa; Chordata; Actinopteri; Cyprinodontiformes; Poeciliidae
Product: protein FAM180A-like
Exons: 3
Coding region: 176-682 (168 amino acids)
Source: RefSeq, a predicted model, not a curated record